Eruca vesicaria subsp. sativa (arugula) is the source of this 555-nucleotide messenger RNA. NCBI's taxonomy places the organism in Eukaryota, Viridiplantae, Streptophyta, Magnoliopsida, Brassicales, Brassicaceae. The record is from the annotation of a GenBank genome assembly.
AUGGCUCUGAACGCAUAUCUUAAAGAUCUUGUGGAAUCACCAGUCCGGUCCUUAGCAGAUGUUAUUGCUUACAACGAGAAAUACGCUGAAGAGGUAAAAACAAACUCACUUUUUUCUGUUUCUGAAGAAAAUGUGAGAACUGAAUUGAGAAAACACACACAGGAAAAGGUGGAAGAAUGGGGACAAGAUCUCUUUCUUGAAGCAGAAGCAACCAACGGAAUAGGUGAGAAAGAGAAAGCAGCGUUGCAGAAAAUGGAAGAACUUUCCAGGAAUGGAAUCGAGAAGCUGAUGACAGAGCUGGAGUUAGAUGCAAUCGUGACACUUCGUUCGACCAUGAGCCAUAUCCUCGCCAUAGGAGGGUAUCCAGGAAUCAAUGUCCCUGCAGGAUAUGAUAGUGAUGGAGUUCCAUUCGGAAUAACCUUUGGAGGGUUGAGAUUCUCAGAGCCAAAGCUCAUUGAGAUUGCUUAUGGCUUCGAACAAGCAACUUUGAUCAGGAAGCCACCCAAGUUCGAAGCCACUAGUAGGCAACAAAAGCAAAGUUGCUGUUUUCUAUAA